AUGGAGCCACUCUAUGAACGACUACUGAAAAAGCCAUUCCCUGAUAGUGUUUCUGCCAUAGAGUACUGCCGCAGUGUAUGUGCUGAGUUUGGAUUCACCGUCAAGCAGGAGGCAAGUGCAAAUAGGAACAUUUAUGUUUAUUGCUCUAGAGAAGGGCUGCCCGACUCUCAACGCAACCCAAAACCUUCGCCUCAACGCAAAAGACCGUCCAAACGAUGUGAUUGUCGAUGGCGUGUUGUCUUAUCAGAAAACGAGCAUGAAGAAUGGGAGUUUCGUAAAUCAAUGAACCCCAAUGCUUCUGAACACAAUCAUGAUAUGAUGUCGCCUGAAGAAAUGGUCAAAGCAUGGCCUCCUGAAGUCAAUGAAAUGAUUAUUCGGCUUGCUCGACAACGUCUACAAACACAUGAAAUACGUGAAGCUGUCAAACAACAUUUUCCUGAUAUCACUUGGAAUGAACGUCGUUUCUAUAAUCGCUUGACCGAGGAAAGAAAACGAAUUCGGCAACGUGGUGUGGUUGAAAGAGCACAGAGACUGUUGCUUUUGAGUGCACGUCUUUGUUCAAUUGUGGCUAAUCAUGAAGAAUGGGCAUUUACUGUUGAAAGUGAUUUGCAGCGCAUGUUUGAAAACUUUCGUCAAUUAGCACGAUUAGCACCAGAAAAUGUCAAUACACUUGUGGACCUUGAACCGGACAUGAUUCAAUUGGAUUAUCCUAGCAGCAACAAUAACAGCCCAGCAUCUUUGUUUGUAGCAAAUACGCAACGACUGUCAAUCACAAAUGAUUCUGAAGACGAUGUUACAGCCAUAAUGGCUUCACCUGCUAAAAAAAGAAGAUCAGUCAAAUCGAACACUGACACUACUGUCAUACACAACAGUAAAGGUAACACAGCCCCUGAAACUCAAAAAGGGAUCCAAAUGGUACAUGUACCGAGUUAUACAAUUCAAAUCAGAAGUUCUUCAGCUCUCCACCGGUCUCCUCCAUACGAAACAUCUGCUAAUUCAAUGAAGCGCCUUUAUGGUGAAUCAUCACCUUCUUCGUUUAUGGAUACUCAGCCUCCUCCUCCUCCUUUGCCUCCUCCACAAGCUUUCGGCUCGUCUUCUUCCUUCUUUUCAUUAGCUUCUCCUACUUCAUCUUCAUCUUCUACUUCUUCUAUGGCUUUUCAAUCACAAAGACAUACGAUUGUUACAAGAGGUAUUACUUCACCACAACAAUCUAUGCACUCACCCAAUGAAUUCAUCAUGUCUCAACAGCCUUAUCAAACACCUCAACCACAGCAAACUCAGCAGCAUGAAAGUUCCACCGGCAGCCAUGUAGGGUAUACAACAGGAUCAAAUGCGAAUGCUUCUGCUGCCACAAACAACAAUAAUGACACCGCUUAUCCUAUGUCUUUCCCUCCUUACACUAUUCCUACAUCUGCCUUUGCUACAACGCCACCUGAAUUACCCUUCUCAUUUGAAGCAAACUUUAUUCCUCAACAACAAAGAAGUGAUCGAUUGACGACGAAUCAAGAAUUCUUUAACCACAUCAAGGAAGACUCAACACAAGUUGAGCAGCAACAAUCAAAGACCAUGUUAAAUCAACAUGAAUAUGAACACCGUAUGCAUCGAAAUAACAAUUUCUCUCAACAACAACAACAAAAUUAUCCAUUGCCCAUGAUCCGUUCAGGAGACAAUAAUAGUUCAGUAGAAGAAAACCAUUGGUCUUAA
Messenger RNA from Gilbertella persicaria, 1704 nucleotides. RefSeq lists its product as uncharacterized. Lineage: Eukaryota; Fungi; Mucoromycota; Mucoromycetes; Mucorales; Choanephoraceae. The coding region runs from base 1 to 1704 and encodes 567 amino acids. The transcript has 2 exons. The record is from RefSeq and is a predicted model, not a curated record.